Molecule: messenger RNA, 1342 nt
Organism: Leptopilina boulardi
Lineage: Eukaryota; Metazoa; Arthropoda; Insecta; Hymenoptera; Figitidae
Exons: 8
Coding region: 61-1305 (414 amino acids)
Source: RefSeq, a predicted model, not a curated record
UAUCAUUAUAAUCUUGGUGAAAUAUUUGAAAUAUUUCUUUAGAGAAAAAUUCUCAUAAUAAUGGAGAAAUUCUUAAGUGUAUUAAUUAUUUUUAUUUCUUUUGCUCAAGUUUUUACUUUGGAAGAAAUAAAUUGUACAGUGCAAAGUAAUUUUCUCGUUAAUAUUAGAAAUAAACAUAAAGCAAUUAUAUUCGAUGGACGACUGUUUGUACAAUUUUCAAGAGAAAAAUUUAAAGUCUACACGUAUAAAAAUUCAGAAGAUGUGAAUUUUAUAAUAAAUGAAACAUUGGUCAAUUUUCAAGGAAAAAUGCUAAUCGAUAAUUUUGUGGAUAAAAUAAAACCAAUAAAUCAAGUAUUUCAUACGCGAAUAUUGGGAGUUUCUGUUCUACAGGAUAUUUCUUGUUAUGACACUAUUUUAACACAAUGUCAAAUACUUUUACCGAGAAAUAAAACGGACAGUCCUAAAUUUCCCUUUGAGGUGGAAAAUGAAAUACUUCAUUUGGCAGCAAGUUGUUUAAAUAUUGAAUUAACGGAAAAAAUUGGUAGUCUAUUACCAUUAGAUUUUUCAAAAUCAACUGAUUUUUAUAAUUUUGGACCUCUCUCUGUACAAUCAAAUAAUGCCAUCGAAUAUUCAUGUUUAAAUCAUUCAAUAACUGAAGAGAAAAAAAAAUUAAAAUCAAUGCAGUUGGCUCUAAAUACAAUUAUCGACGUUGCAGUUAUAGAAGUGAGAAAAAUUUUACUUGAACGAAAUUUGGGUAUAAUAAAAAUUCCCGACGUUUUUGAACCAUAUCAUGUAUUUACCGAUACAUUUAUUCAAAUGUCAGGAUAUUUUAAUGCAACAAAUGGAACUUUUGAAGAUUUUUCAACAAUUAAAAGAACAAGUGAAGUUGUGAUUGAUCAAAGAAAUCAAAAGCUGUCAAUUGCAUUUGGCUUUGGACUCGAAACAGCGAAAAUACAUUUUGGUUUCUAUAAGGCUAAAUAUGGUGUUUUAUCAAUGAGUGGAAAUAUAUCAGCGACAGUUAAAACUGUUGAUGCUGUUGUUAAAUUGUCAAUGGAUUUUGAAAAAAAUCCAUGUAAAGCAAAAUUGGAAUAUUUUCGUUUUUCUCAUUUUGAUAAUUUGCUAAUUAGUAUUUCCGGUAAUAAGGUAAUAAGUCCCGUAGCGUCAAAAAUAGUGACUUCCGUUAUUAAUAAAUGGAGAAAAGAAAUUUCGGAAUUUGUUGAAAAUAUCGUUGGUAAGCUUAUUGAAACUGAAUUUCAUGAACUCAAUUGUGAAAUUUAUAGAAAUGCUCUAAGUUCAGAAUGUUAAUUUAUUUUAGUUUUAAAAAAAAAAUUUACUAAACCUG